AUGUCACGCCAGGUUCUGAGACUGUUGCCUCAAUUGAGGACCAGUCUGUGCAGAGGAAACUUGGCCAGCAGUUCUUGCGCACUCCCUCACUCGUUUCUUAGCAGAGGAUUUGCUGAUGAAGCCUCACUCUCCAAGACUCCUCUGUACGACUUCCAUGUGGAGUAUGGAGGUGGGAAAAUGGUCCCCUUCGCUGGCUGGUCCAUGCCAAUCCAAUACAAGGAUUCCAUCAUGGAUGCCACAAAGCAUUGCAGAGAGAAUGGUUCCAUUUUCGAUGUGUCCCACAUGUGCGGCCUGACUCUCAAGGGGAAAGAUGCUGUUGCAUUCUUGGAGAAGCUGGUGGUUGGCGAUGUGGCGGGCAUCAAGAAUGGAUCAGGCAGCUUGAGCGUCUUCACGAACGAGCAGGGUGGCAUCAUCGAUGACACUGUCAUCACCAAGGUGGCAGACGACGAGAUCUACCUCGUCGUGAACGCAGGAUGCCGCGAAAAGGACUUGGCCCAUAUCGGCAAACACUUGGACAAGUACAAGAGCGAAGGUGGUGCCGUGGAGAUGACAGUGCACGACGACCGCUCGCUGCUCGCGCUGCAAGGCCCGGCAGCGGUGGAGACGCUGCAGCCGCUGGUCGACGUGGACCUGUCCAAGGUGUACUUCAGCGACUUCCACAAGCUCAACAUCGCCGGCAUCCCCUGCUACCUCACCCGCACUGGGUACACUGGGGAGGACGGCUUUGAGAUCUCGGCGCCGGACGAGAAGGCGCUGGAGCUGACCAAGAAGCUGCUGGAGAACCCGCGCAUCCGCAUGUGCGGCCUCGGCGCGCGCGACUCACUCCGCCUCGAAGCCGGCCUCUGCCUCUACGGGAAUGACCUGGAUGAGGGGAAGACUCCAGUGGAGGCUGGUCUCACGUGGACCAUCGGCAAGCGCAGACGCGAGGCAUGCGACUUCCUGGGCGGAGAGGUCAUCAAGAAGCAGCUGGCGGAGGGUGUGUCCCAGAGGCGGGUGGGCCUGGUCUCCACCGGCGCCCCUGCCAGGCAGCACAGCAAGAUUUUCACCAUGGAGGGCAAGGAGGUUGGCGAGGUGACGAGCGGAGCCUUCAGCCCGUGCCUGAAGAAGAACAUUGCCAUGGGCUACGUGGAGAAGGCAUACGCCAAGUCAGGCACGGAGCUGCAGGUGGAAGUGCGCGGCAAAAUCAACCCCGCCGUCGUCACCAAGAUGCCCUUCGUUCCCAACACCUACUUCAAGGCGCCCACUGCCGCCUCCUAGGCAGCACGAGCUCCUGGGUUUCUAUUGCGGACAGUACGCGUCUGUACACAGAUCUAGGACACCAGGAUUAUGGCCUGCAAAUUUAAGUGGCAGGCACGAACUCUCAAUUUCGUUGAGUAUGCUUGAGCGAGGGAGCGAGCAGAGAGUUCUGUGUUUUGAAGGGUACUGAUGCUAGCCAGAGGAUGAUGAUGUAGCGGAGGACAAUGCAACCUUUUGUGUCAGAAUUACUUGGUUCAGGAGUAUUUUGAGCAUUAUUGAUACUGAGUAGCAACAGACACAACUGACCAGUGGUGUAGGAUUUCUGCAGGUAAAUAUGCAUCAACUUUGCAGAUCAUUUGAGCUUGGUGCUGGAAUUGCGCCAGCCUGGCCUGCCCAUUGGGCAUAUCCAAGCUGGUCCAACACCCGGGAUGGUUGUAUACAGCUGUUAUGUGCAAUUGCGAGCCAUGCCU
Coccomyxa subellipsoidea C-169 is the source of this 1706-nucleotide messenger RNA. RefSeq names its product glycine cleavage system, T protein. NCBI's taxonomy places the organism in Eukaryota, Viridiplantae, Chlorophyta, Trebouxiophyceae, Coccomyxaceae. The record is from RefSeq and is a predicted model, not a curated record. The transcript has 9 exons. Gene Ontology annotation, molecular function: aminomethyltransferase activity; protein binding. Gene Ontology annotation, biological process: glycine catabolic process. Bases 1 to 1257 code for a protein of 418 amino acids. Gene Ontology annotation, cellular component: mitochondrion.